AUGGCGUCAACAUUCACAAUCCCCUUCGACGACCCCUUAAACACAAAAUCCGCACAACCCAACGCCGAUAUAACAGUCACCUGCCCACCCACAUCAUCAGAUAACAACAGCAUAUCAAGAGACCAACUCCUCUCCUUCCCAGCGUUCAAAACCUGGCUCUCAACCUUACGCAAAUCCCUUGCUGAACAAACCUCACCGACCCAUGAGUUUCACAAGGCGCCCUACAAACUACGCAAAAUCGAUAUUCAGGCCGUUGAUUAUUUCGGCCGUGGGCGGUUGGGAUUCAUCAAAAUGAAGGCUGAUGUUUCUAAUGAUUCGGGCGAGAGAUUACCGGGGAGUAUAUUGCUUCGAGGCGGGAGUGUUGCUAUGCUUCUGAUCCUGCAAUCGGACGAUGUACCAUCAACAUCCGAAAAGGACAAAUAUGUCAUCAUGACAGUCCAACCACGCAUUCCUGCCGGCACACUCAAAUUCGCCGAGAUUCCGGCGGGCAUGCUCGAUAACAGCGGCACAUUUGCUGGAGGAGCAGCAAACGAGAUCCACGAAGAGACCGGCCUGUCGAUUCCGCAGGAUGAGCUCGUCGAUAUGACGGCUCUUGCUUCUGCGUCUUUGCGUCACAGCCCUUCUGCGGAGGAGGGGGACGAGGAUAAGGAAAUACUGCAAAAAGCGGUUUAUCCAUCUCCAGGCGGAAGCGAUGAGUUCAUUCCUGUCUUCUUGUGUCAAAGGAGGAUGCCGCGCAAGGAGAUUGAGGCGAUGCAGGGUCGGUUGACAGGCAACAGGAAUGAGCAAGAGAAGAUCACGUUAAAGAUUGUAAGGUUGGAGGAUUUGUGGAAGGAAGGGUUGAGGGAUGGGAAGACGCUUGCUGCUUGGGCUUUGUAUGAGGGGUUGCGGAAGGAAGGGAGGAUUUGA
Talaromyces marneffei is the source of this 906-nucleotide messenger RNA. RefSeq lists its product as uncharacterized. Gene Ontology annotation, biological process: ribose phosphate metabolic process; nucleoside phosphate metabolic process. Gene Ontology annotation, molecular function: ADP-ribose pyrophosphatase activity; ADP-glucose pyrophosphatase activity. The coding region runs from base 1 to 906 and encodes 301 amino acids. The record is from RefSeq and is a predicted model, not a curated record. Lineage: Eukaryota; Fungi; Ascomycota; Eurotiomycetes; Eurotiales; Trichocomaceae. The transcript has 2 exons.